UCAUUACACUUGACACAAAACUUGCAAGUCUAAUCCUUAAGAAUAAAACAAUUGAAAAAAACUUUGGCAGUCUAACGAGUUUCCGUGCCUCCAAGAUGAAAAAAAAUGAGCUGAGCCCAGGGAACCCGUCAGUACCGCGUCGAGCGUCGUGCGAGGCAGACGUAGAGCGUGUUGCAGUAUUUUCCGAGUGGUCCGAUAUAGUGGACGGUGGUGGUGAAGUGGAGUGUUGUGUUAUGUGUGUGAAUGUGUAAAACGGGGAGAAAGCCGGCACUGCGCGAGGCCAGCGUCGCGUGAUGGCGCAUGGAUUGCGCAUGGAGCUGGUGGGCGACGCUGGUGCUGGCGUCCCUGGUCGCGGCGGGGCCUCGCUACAGCUCACGCAUCGUGCACACUCACGCAGGCGCCAUCCGCGGCAUCAUCGUGGAGCCUGCCUCGCGGCGCCUGGAGCCCGUGGAAGUGUUCCGUGGGGUGCCAUACGCGGGGGCACCACUACGAAUGGCUCCCCCGCCGCUGGCGCCCGCCUGGCCUGGCACCCGGCUCGCCGACGCUUUCGCGCCCGUCUGUCCGCAGCGCGCGCCCGACAUAUCCAACAAGACCGCAGCGCUAUCAAAGAUGCCGCUAGGCACAUACAACGAACUGAAGGCCACGCUGCCGCUGCUAGCCAACCAGAGCGAAGACUGCCUCUACCUCAACAUCUAUGUGCCCGGUAGCGGCGCGCGUGGCGUGGAGGCGCCAUACGCUGUGGUGGUGUGGGUUGGAGCCCCGUCCCACGAGUGGGGCUCGCCCAACACGCUGGACGGGUCUGUGCUGGCCGCGCGGGCGCAUCUACUCGUCGUUACUGUCAACUAUAGGAUAGGACUAUUAGGUUAUUUAACUACGGGGUCUUCAGACGAGGUACACCGAGCGGGCGGUGCGGCGUUGCUCGACGUUGCGGCAGCGUUGCAAUGGGUCCGGCGGAACGUUGCUGCGUUCGGGGGAGACCCGAAGAGGGUCACGUUAACUGGUCAUUCGGCGGGCGCUGCGUUGGCUAAUGCAUUACUCAUGUUACCAGACACUAAGGGGUUAAUAUCCCGAGUGCUGCUACUGAGUGGUUCAGCGUUAAGUCCGGCAGCGCUGGCUCCGGACGCAUCACUAGCCAGAGAACAUACAGCGCAAGCGCUCCGAUGUGUUCCUGAGGAGUCCUCUACAGAACACUGGCUGGUAACCUGCAUCCGCGCUCGUCCCCUCGCUGCGCUCCUAGCAGUCGAGGCCCCACGCGCCCGCUUCCUCGCCGGCUGGGCCCCCUCAGUCCCCUCUAAAGACGGCAACCAGGCACCCACUAGGGCCCUACACGCUAGUGAUGCGUUCUUGGACUGCGCGCUGGCGGUGGUGGUGUCGACUACUGAGAGCUAUCAGUUUUUUAGUGAAGAUGAUAUAAGGCAUGGAUUUGAGGAGGAUCAUAGAAACCGAAUCCUCCGCACCUACGUCCGCAACGUCUACCGCUAUCAUCGCAAUGAGAUCUUCGCCGCCAUCCGUAACGAAUACACAGAUUGGGAGAAGCCUAUACAGCAUCCAAUCAACAUUAGAGACGCUACGUUGGAAUCUCUAAGCGAUGCCGCAGUUGCUGCUCCGGCGUUAAGGGUAGCACAGUUGCACGCAAGAAGAGGGGCAAGGACAUUCUUUGCGCAUUUUACGCAUCAGAGUAAAGAUGCUGAGUAUCCACAGCGCCUUGGCAGCACAAGCAGCGAAACCCUCCCAUACUUCCUCGGUCUCCCCCUUGUCGGUGGGAUGCCAUAUUCCCCCCGAAACUACUCCCGGGGAGACGUAGGAGUAUCAGAGUCCGCUGUGGCGUUACUGGCGGCUUUUGCAAAGACAGGGGAUCCGACGCCGAGUGAUCAUCAUGAGGGGGCAGUGUCCUGGCCGAGAUAUGAGCUGAAUUCGCAGCAGUAUUUGAGUAUAAGUACAAAACUCCGUGUAAAAAGCCACUACAGAGGCCACAAAAUGGCGCUUUGGCUUCAUCUUAUCCCGCAGCUUCACAGGCCAGGCGCGGCUCCACGACAUCAUCAGUUCCGCUCCAUACAUCCUGAUAUGUUCGCCGGCGAAAUCUUUCCCGAACUGUACACAACAGCAGCCCUAGACGAUGAAGACAGCACAGAGGCCGAAGAGACUCCAGAGGCCGAAUGCGAGCCUUCACCCUCACCGAGGCCGGCGCUGUCAUUACCUUCGCCGCAACCCACGCCGAAAGAAGACUCGUUAACUACCAUGGACACGCAUUAUUAUAGCUACACAGUGGCACUCGGUGUGACCGUGGGCGCCGGCUGUUUCCUCCUGGCCUUGAACGUUCUAGUAUUUGCUGGGAUCUACCUGCAGAGAGGCCGACGGAGAGCCACGAGGAGGCCUAGGAGAGAAGGAAGCUGCAGCAGCCGCGCCGCCACGGGGUCCCUCAACAGCGACCCCACCGCUCCGUCCCCGAGGAAAAGCACCCUCAAGCGCAGCAGCGAAACCGAACUGAAGGAGCGUCCGGGCGCCGCGCCGGCAAAAAAGCGCGUCCAAAUCCAGGAGAUCUCAGUCUAGAAGAAUUCUAAAAAUAUCCAGAUAUUCCCUUAAGAGUCCGGGCGCUUUACCGGAAAAAAUAGCGUCCAAAUCCAGGAAAUCUCAAUCUAGAAGAAUCCAGAACUUACCUUGAAGCUUUCCUGGAAGGUCCUGCAGCCGCACCGGACCUCAAAAGCUAUCAAUCUAGAAGUCUUUUAGAAGGAUAAAGGAGCCUUUCUGAAGGUCCAGGAAAGCUACGUCUUGAAUAUUUUACGAACGAUCACAAACUUUUGAAGUGAAAAGUUAAGCUGUUAAGGCAUUUGUGGACUACAAUUUUAAAAGGUACUGUGACGUUCAAACAAUUUUAAAAAGUGAGUAAUUACAUUAUUAAUAAUUCAUAAAAAUGCGUGCACAUCAAGAAAUUAUAGUGUGGAGGUGCAAUACUGACAUUUAAUGGACUAAAUCUAACUUAGAUGAUUAACCUAGAUUGGGCAAGUACUUUACGUUAGUAUUGAUACUGUGUAUGUAUGUAUGUAUUCUUGGCUACCGUAAAACCUCCCAACUAUAAUUCAAGAGCUCCUGACUAUGGUCUAAAAUGAACUCGGAUAUCUUCGUUUAAAUGUGACUAUUAUUUUAUACAACGCAGUUCCAAGGAAAAAUAUGUUCAUACAUGGAAGAAAAAUUCAGGACAAAUUAAAAUCAAAAAUAUUUGUACUGAUACUUGAUUAGGUAUGACACUUGUGGAUCAUAGUUGUAGGUUGAAUUGGACUCGUGUUGGGUGGCUUUACGAUAUUUUGUUUUCUAGGAUUAAUUCCUAGGUACUAACGAACAAUUUGUUUACGUAGAUUGUUUGCCAAACGAAUGGAAUAAAAUGGAAUCAAAAUGAAUAUAAAAACACAUAGAAAGUUACUUUUAAAAACAACAAACAAGCUUUUCUUCAUGUUUCAGACGAUGCUAUAUUGUUCUAGAACGGGAAAAACAAAUAUCGAAUUUUUGUAGAAAAAUCAUAUUUGCAGGUACAAUACACGUGCGAUGUUUCUUUUUUUCUUAUAUGUUAUUGAAUUGCGAUUGUUAGAGAAUUCCUCGCAGAGUAUCUUGCUCGCCAAUAGUUAUGUAAGUACCAGUGAGAAGCACGGUCUAGUACUUUUAAAUUAAGAUCAAAAUGAUAUUAUUAUUAAUUCCUGCCCUAAAUAUAAUAAUCAUCAAUAGGUAUAUACCGAUCAAUAUACACAUCGAUUAUAAUUAUAUCCUUAAAGAUAUAAAUACAAAGUUUAAAAACUUAAGGACAAGGAUAUAACACGUAGAACUUUGAAAUACGUGUCAAAAAUAACUCAACCUACGGAGCGCAGUUGGUUAAAAAGCACUUCUAAAACAGAAGAUUUAGCCUGCGAAUGUAAUAGAGAGGAAGUUUUGAUGAAUAUUCCAGAUAAUCGCUUGAGCUGACCAAACUCUGACACGGAACUUCUAAAUGCUUUUCUAAAAUAUACCUUAUCUAACACAACUUUAAGUCUAUAUUUGAAUGUGAAAAAAAAAUAUUUUUAAAGUCCUUGACAGACGUAACCUAAUUUUGAAAAUGUGAGGGUAGUAAGAGAUAAAAGUGUCCAAGUGUUGGAGUGAAAUGAAAUUGUGAAGUGAGAUGGAAGCGGUGUGCUGAUAUUGCUCGGCGAGCGCAGGUGGACGGUCCGUUACUCUCUGUACAGUCCGAUACGAACAGUAGGACCAAGUCGUGUCAAUCGUUAAUCGUUAACGUCAUACAGCAAUGGAAAUAAAUUACGCAAUUAAUCCUAUGAAUUUUCGUGUGGAUCUAUGAU
Messenger RNA from Cydia pomonella (codling moth), 4319 nucleotides. RefSeq names its product neuroligin-1-like. Gene Ontology annotation, molecular function: neurexin family protein binding; signaling receptor activity. Gene Ontology annotation, cellular component: synapse; postsynaptic membrane; cell surface. The transcript is spliced from 15 exons. Gene Ontology annotation, biological process: postsynaptic membrane assembly; modulation of chemical synaptic transmission; chemical synaptic transmission. Bases 301 to 2550 code for a protein of 749 amino acids. Lineage: Eukaryota; Metazoa; Arthropoda; Insecta; Lepidoptera; Tortricidae. The record is from RefSeq and is a predicted model, not a curated record.